AUGAGCGGUUAUCAGAAAAGAAAAAAUAAGAGACUGCGAGAAUUGACCAUAUCUAUUAUGAACCAUGGGCAAACCACUUUAUCUGACUUUUUUCACCGCAAUACAAAUGAGUCGUUCGUCAGAGGUGAAAGUGCAGGCUAAAUUGCAGAAUACCCGUCCACUUUUGAAGGUAUCCCUUGUUAUCAUGAUACGAUGCUACGAAGUGAGAAUGAUUAUGUAAUAACUAUAUGACCACGCUAUUAUAAAAGCCUGGGUAUAACCUAUAUUAAUAUAUUAUUGUGUGAUAUGAUGAUACGAAGUGAAAUAGCACGUAUACACAGUAUGUUUGCCUCGUUCUUUGAAAGACAUGUAUAUCUCUUUGUCUUGUUCUUUGAAAACCUUACCUGUGGGCCAUAUCUAAUUAUUUAUAAAUCCAAAAAUAUAGCUUACCCAGACUUUUAUAAUAGAGCAAUAUAUAGUUAUUACGUAAUAAUUUUCACUUCGUAUCAUCGUAUCAGCCAAAAAUAUAGCUUACCCAGACUUUUAUAAUAGCACAGUUAUAUAGUUAUUACAUAAUCAUUUUCACUUCGUAUCAUCGUAUCAGCCAAAAAUAUAGCUUACCCAGACUUUUAUAAUAGCGCAAAUAUAUAGUUAUUACAUCAUCCUUUUCACUUUGUAUCAUCGUAUCAGCCAAAACUAUAGCUUACCCAGACUUUUAUAGUAGCGCAAAUAUAUAGUUAUUACGUAAUCAUUUUCACUUCGUAUCAUCGUAUCAUGAUAACAGGUGAGGUCUUCAAAAGUGGACGGGUAUUCUGCAAUUGCUCCAAAGUGCAUCGACAUGCUCAGCUCCCGCUGUGUUGGAAACAAAAGAUGAUGGAUCUAAAAAUACAGCUGCUGAUGACGAUGAAAAUAGCAUUAAUUUCUCUAUUGUCGAUGACCUGGCAUCAGGUGAGGAAACAUCCGAAACGCCCAGCGAUGAACGGAACGAAGUUGAAUGUUGGUACAAAAACAAAAAAGUAAAUCUCAAUUGGCUGCUGGAAGCGAAAAAAUGUUUAUCUGUUUCGAAACACAAAUUUGGAGAUCGAACAAGACCAUCUGUGACUUGUUUAGUGUGUGCUUCUCACAAAGAACAUAUUAGGGGAUUUUCGAGUAAUGGUCAAGUGCCUUUGGCAAGAGGUAUUCAUGGAUUUCGUGCUGAUGGUAAUUAAGAUAGUUUGAUAAUAAUAAUUGAUCAUUUCUAAAAUGAAAAAGCAGAAGAAAUUUCCAACCUGACACAGAACUUUUUAAGGAUAGAGAAUAUAUGAGAAAAUUUUAUUGGGAAUCAAGUGGAUGUUUGUAAAUUACUUCUGUUUAGUCACUUUAGUGGAGAGUGGAACUGGAACACUUUCAACACUGCAUUUCAUUUACAAUCAUUUCACUAUUUUUUUGUAUUUUUAGUCAGACCAAUUGCAUCUGUUAGUGCAGCGAACUCAGAACUGGGAUUUGUCACCCAUGCCCUUGAUGGCAUGAUACGCCAGUACCGAAGUUAG
Paramuricea clavata is the source of this 1508-nucleotide messenger RNA. The record is from the annotation of a GenBank genome assembly. NCBI's taxonomy places the organism in Eukaryota, Metazoa, Cnidaria, Anthozoa, Malacalcyonacea, Plexauridae.